AUGCACACCUGCCCGUCAAAGCCCAGAACCCCAACAAGCCGCACCACCGCCAUGGCCGGCGGCGAGCAGGAGCAGCUCCUUGUCCAUGAGUCCUCUGCCCCCGUCAUCUCUAGCUCUAGCAGCGUCCAUCCUUCAUGUCCCACCGUUCGAUUGGCACACUUCCUCCACCCCCGUGCGGGCGGCGCACAUCGCCCCGCCCUACCCUCUCCACCCCGUAACACCGGCCCUCUUCUCGCCGACGGGCUCCAGGUCGAAUUCAAGGGCUGGGCGGAAUCCCCAAUCCUGUGGAGGCGGUGGGUGGACAAGCUCCGUCCGCUCUACGAGCGCCGGUGGCGGACGGUUGGGAUCCUGGAUGCCAUCCUCGCCACCACCUACCGGGUGCGGCGCGACCAUGGCGCCAUGCUCCAGCUCGCCUCGAUCUGGUCCGCCGGGACAAACACGUUUCUGUUCCCGUGGGGCGAGGCGACGGUGACGCUGGAGGACGUCGCCGUGCUCGGUGGGCUGCCCUUGCUCGGCCGGGCUGUGCGCGCGCCGCUGGAGCACGCGCCUCGCGGGGACGUGGAGGCGCUCCAGGCCGUCCGUUCCGCGCUCUACCGGAGCAAGAGCCGGAAACCUGACCACCCCGCCUGGGCGAUGCGCUUCCUGGAGCCUCCGUCGGGGGAGGGCUCCGCCGCCCGCGACGGUGAAGCGGCCAGGUUGCUCGAGCACGGGGCAUUCCUCGCCAUGUGGCUGUCGCUCUUCGUGCUGCCGGCGCCGCCGUUCGACGUGAUCCGGGCGGACGUGCUCCCCGUCGCUGCCAUGCUGGCGCGCGGCGAGUGCGUGGCGCUAGCGCCCGCUGCUCUCGCCAGCAUCUACAGCGACCUCUCCGCGCUGAACCGCUACAUGAAUUUGGCCAAGAGAUACCAGCCGUUCGUGGCGUGGGCGCCGCUACACAUCCUCCAGCUCUGGGUCUGGGCUAGGUUCCCCGAGCUUCGCCCUGAGAUGGCGAUCACUGCUCCUAGCCAGCCUUGGGCUGCCCGGUGGCAUGAAGUUAACAAGGAGAUUGACCUUGACCCCAUGUAUCUUCACGCAGUGUUCAUGUCGCCAAGGGAGUUUGAGUGGAGGCCGUAUGGAAGUAGCAGCUUUGCUCCGCCUCCGGAGAAGGCCUGCUCUUGGGUUUAUGGCCGGGACAUAGCAAGAAGUAAACAGCUGCAAUCCUUUGCACAGUGUCUGCGUGCUUGCGAGCUUGUAGGCAUGCGCUGCAUUGAGCAGUACAAUCCUCAUCGUGUUGCAAGGCAGCUUGGCUUCGAUCAGGACGUGCCUGCAUCUGUUGCCCGUGUUAACUCAAAUUGGGAGAUUGCUUGGGGAACGUACAUGAUGGAGCCUAGAAAAUUUGCAUUCAUCGUUCCACAGUACAUGCUGGGUGUGACGAUUGAGUACGCACAAUGGUGGGAGCCUUACUCGUCGGCAUGUGCUACUGCUGUUGCUAAUUCUGCAAAGUUGAAAGAGUUCCGUUCUUUGGUUAUUCCAAGGGGAGAAAAUACAAAAGUUCUUCAUGAUGAUAAUGCUAGUAAAAAAGGACCUCCCAGCCUUAUCAUUAAACAGAAUAGCAGCACAGAACAUGGUGAAGUAGCCCACCAUCACAUUGUCAAGGGAGCAGUAAGCACAACCAGCAGCAAAGCCACUAGAUCUGCAGCCGUAGCCCAUGAGCAGUCAAGUCUUGAAGACAUUAUGGUGAUCAGUGAUGACGAGUCUGAUGAAUUAGUGGUCAAGGAACAUGAAUUGGGAGCACUAAGCACAACUAGCAGCAAAGCCAGUGGGUCUGCAGCCCCUCUGCAGUCAAAUCUUGAAGACAUUGUGGUGAUCAGUGAUGGCGAGUCUGAUGAAUUAGUGGGCGAGGAACAUGAGGUGGGUGCAACACCAAUUGAAGGUAAUGAAAAAGAAAAUAAAGAUGCAUCAGCCUCAAAUAAACAAUCAUCGCCCCUUUUGGAACAUUGUGCAGUAGUUAAUAGAAAUUCUGCAGGAAACAGUAAGAUGUCUUCUGGGAAUCUCGUCGAUGCAAAUCCUGAACUUCCCAGGAGAGUAGUUUCAACAAAUACACUUUCCUACCUCAAACCAUUUGGGUGGGUGAAAGACGCGAAGGACGGAGAUGCAGCUGGAACGAAUAGGAACAAAGGAGCUUACCUGCCAAGACGGGAAGUUGGGACGAGGGAAAUGAUUGAAGAGGCAUCUGCUGCCCGAGAAACCGAAAAUGUUGUGCUGCAAAAAACAAUCGACUCUCUGAAGAAAGAGAUUGCAGAAGAAGAGGCGCGGCUGAGGGAUAGAAACCCCUCAAAAGUUUGA
Molecule: messenger RNA, 2322 nt
Organism: Lolium rigidum
Lineage: Eukaryota; Viridiplantae; Streptophyta; Magnoliopsida; Poales; Poaceae
Exons: 3
Coding region: 1-2322 (773 amino acids)
Biological process (GO): meristem development; meristem maintenance
Source: RefSeq, a predicted model, not a curated record